UAGUUCUUUGUAUGGCACUGAUGCGUACAGCGUCAACAACGGUUUUGAAGAAAGAAACUGAGAAGGAAUUACUCAGAAGAAAAGCAGACUCGGGAUUUGAUCUUUUCUUUGCUUCAAAUGAACAGGAAAUGGAAAACAUUCCGAUUUACUUCAAGAAACCACUACCAUCUUGGCUUAAAGGCACAUUGAUACGAAACGGACUUGGAAAAUAUGAGGUUGGCGGCAGACGUUUUACGCAUGCAUUCGACGCCUUUGCAAAACUAAGCAGCUGGCAAUUUCCAGGAAAUGGCACCUCAUUCUUUUCUACCAAAUUCCUUCAAAGCGAAUUCUACAAAGAAUCAAUGGACAAACAUGAUAUUGCACCCUAUCUUUUGUUUGAAUCUGUGGAUCCGCCAUUCAAUUUCCUUCAAAGGCUGAAGGCCCUCGUAAGAGGUAUUGACAACAUGAAUGUAAAUGUUUACAAGUUCGGAGAUGGAAAUAUUGUAGCAUUAAAUGACUUCUGGAAAGUCUAUCAAAUCGAUUCCGACUCCCUGCAAACUUUGUCUUCAUUCUCGGCUCCUGUUCACGUUCACAAAAGUCCGUCAGCUUUCUCAUUUUUGAAUUUCCUUUCCUCUGCACAUUCCCUUCCGGAAUCAGGAACAUCAAAUCAUCUGACCUAUUUAUCCAGUGUAAAUGUCAUUCCAGGAAUGAAAAGCAAAAUUUCACUGGUGAGAAUAAAAUCGACCAAAAAUAGGGAGAUAAUUACAUCGUGGGAGGUAGAUCGCAUUCCUUAUAUGCAUUCUUUCGCUGCAACAGAAAAUUACGUUAUAUUUUUUGCUUGUCCAUAUUACAUCAAUGUUAUGAAAAUGAUUCAGCAUGCUAUCCCAGAGAAAGCCUUAGACUGGGAACCUAACUCUCCUACAACUUUAUAUGUUGUACAUAUAAAAUCUGGUGAGGUAUACACGUUAAAAACAGACAAUGUGUUCAUGAUGCAUCAGAUAAAUGCUUUUGAGAAAGAUAAUUCGGACAUCAUCGUGGAUAUUUCGUCCUACCCGAAUCCAGACUUCGUUGAGAACCUAGAAAUGAGAAACUUAUUGGAUCCAAUUAAAAGGAACCAAUUUGACACAAGGGCAGCUGUAAGAAGAUACUUCAUAAAUCUGAAUACCUUAACAGUCGAAUGGAAAACGUUUGAAGAUUCCCGAAAUGCACCCUGUGCCUCAGCACUUGACCUCCCAGCCAUUAACGAAAACUAUCGAUAUAAAUCGUACUGUUUUGCGUAUGGAGUAGCUUUGAAAUGCAAUAAUGUUUCCUUGAGUGAUAUAGCACUAGUCAAAAAAGAUCUGUGUGGGCGGGGCCAGGACAGAAUGUGGAAAGUAUCCAAUCAUUAUGCAGUAGAGGCGUGGUUUAUCCCAACACAUAGUGGCAAAUCUGAAGAUGAUGGAUAUCUCGUUCUUCCAGUUUUGGACGGAAUAACAAAUUCAAGUUAUUUGGCGUUCCUAAACGCCACUACUAUGGAGAUGGUCAAUUCAGCGGUACUUCCUACGAUUGUACCAUUUAACCUUCAUGGACGAUUCUUCCAGGAUUUAAUAUAA
This is a messenger RNA of Saccostrea cuccullata (small rock oyster), 1571 nucleotides long. Its product is annotated as beta,beta-carotene 15,15'-dioxygenase-like. Gene Ontology annotation, molecular function: carotenoid dioxygenase activity; beta-carotene 15,15'-dioxygenase activity. NCBI's taxonomy places the organism in Eukaryota, Metazoa, Mollusca, Bivalvia, Ostreida, Ostreidae. Bases 12 to 1571 code for a protein of 519 amino acids. The transcript is spliced from 2 exons. The record is from RefSeq and is a predicted model, not a curated record. Gene Ontology annotation, biological process: retinal metabolic process; carotene catabolic process.